GCAGCUCCCCGGACCCGCAGCCAUGGCCGACAUCAAGACGGGCAUCUUCGCCAAGAACGUCCAGAAGCGACUCAACCGCGCGCAGGAAAAGGUCCUCCAAAAGCUGGGGAAAGCUGAUGAGACAAAAGACGAACAGUUCGAAGAAUAUGUCCAGAACUUCAAACGGCAAGAAGCAGAGGGUACCAGACUUCAGCGAGAACUCCGAGGAUAUUUAGCAGCAAUCAAAGGCAUGCAGGAGGCCUCCAUGAAGCUCACAGAGUCGCUGCAUGAAGUCUAUGAGCCUGACUGGUAUGGGCGGGAAGAUGUGAAAAUGGUUGGUGAGAAAUGUGAUGUGCUGUGGGAAGACUUCCAUCAAAAACUCGUGGAUGGGUCCUUGCUAACACUGGAUACCUACCUGGGGCAAUUUCCUGACAUAAAGAAUCGCAUCGCCAAGCGCAGCAGGAAGCUAGUGGACUAUGACAGUGCCCGCCACCAUCUGGAAGCUCUGCAGAGCUCCAAGAGGAAGGAUGAGAGUCGAAUCUCUAAGGCAGAAGAAGAAUUUCAGAAAGCACAGAAAGUGUUUGAAGAGUUUAACGUUGACUUACAAGAAGAGUUACCAUCAUUAUGGUCAAGACGAGUUGGAUUUUAUGUUAAUACUUUCAAAAACGUCUCCAGCCUUGAAGCCAAGUUUCAUAAGGAAAUUGCGGUGCUUUGCCACAAACUGUAUGAAGUGAUGACAAAACUGGGUGACCAGCACGCCGACAAGGCCUUCACCAUCCAAGGAGCGCCCAGUGAUUCGGGUCCUCUCCGCAUUGCAAAGACACCAUCACCGCCUGAGGAGCCUUCACCCCUCCCGAGCCCGACAGCAAGUCCAAAUCAUACAUUAGCACCUGCGUCUCCCGCACCAGCACGGCCUCGGUCACCUUCACAGACAAGGAAAGGGCCUCCUGUCCCACCUCUACCUAAAGUCACCCCGACAAAGGAACUGCAGCAGGAGAACAUCAUCAGUUUCUUUGAGGACAACUUUGUUCCAGAAAUCAGUGUGACAACACCUUCCCAGAAUGAAGUCCCUGAGGUGAAGAAAGAGGAGACUUUGCUGGAUCUGGACUUUGAUCCUUUCAAGCCCGAGGUGACACCUGCAGGUUCUGCUGGAGUGACCCACUCACCCAUGUCUCAGACAUUGCCCUGGGACCUAUGGACGACUGACUCUUCAGAAAGUCUUUCCUUGUGUAACCUGAUCAUGGAGGAAACUCCAGACAGUGGGUUGGCCGAAGAAAUUCAAAGAUCUCAAAAUGAUAUAGGUGCAUUUACUUGGGGCCCUGACGCUAGUACAGACAGGGUCAGCCAAGAAGUUACCUCAGGUGGGUUUGGAGAAGACUCUGCAUGUCCCUCCGAAACAGAGCAAGACAUAAGAUUAUCCACCAGCCUGCUUUCGUCUGCUGACUGGCCCACUGUAGCUGAAGAGAGUGAGCAUGCCCCGGGGCCAGCCUUUCCAGGUGGAAAUGAACAACUGCCCCCAAAGCCUGCGCCGGAGGCUGGAGUUGCCAUUGCUGCUUGUGUGGAGAUGGAGCAGCUGUAUGACCCACUUGACUCAGACAUGCCAGCCAUGGACACAGCUGGCCUGUUCAAAGAAAGUCAUGAAGAUAUGAAGAAGUCAGAUGAAGAGGAAGAGAAACAGAAGAUGGAAGAUUCUCUGUGGGCAGGUGUGGAGGCGUGUCAAAAGGUAGACACUGGAGCUAUUGAUAUCAAGACACUAGAAGGUACAGAGGAAUUUGAAGAGAAAGCAUGUGAAAGGACAGGAAACAGAGUGGUAGAACUUCUUAAUACCAUAGGAAAGGAAGACCAUAAGACCUUAAAAAUUAAUGAAGUGGAAACUAGAAAAGAUCUAAGAGCAGGGUAUAAGGAAAGUACAAACGCCAAUGAAAAUUAUUUUGAGAAAACUGACCUAUUAGAAAAGGACAUGGAAGGAGGAGAUAUGGCAAAAGAACUUAGUGACAGAGACCAAGGUCUACAUGAUGGAAUUCAAAAGGUAAUCAAUAAUUGUGGAAUGAUAGAAGGCUUUGGAGCCAAACCUGCCAAUCACCCAGAUAUCUUGAAUCCAUCUCUCCAGACCUACUCUGUAUCUAAUAUUGAAGAUGGCAGCCCUGAGGGAUGGGAUUUGACUAGAAAAGACAUAAAGAAAAAUGCAAUAGACACUCCCAACCAUGAUAUGAUAUUUUACCCAGCACAAGACAGUACAGAUGCUGAAGAAAUUCAGUGUGAGACUGUGUUAAAUGCUCUUGUAGGUGACAGGGAUAAAAAUCAGGCUGUUUUAUCAAUAAAACUUGAAGUAGAAGCUCAGUCUAGGACUGACCUUAAUUAUUCUCUGGGAAGAGAUGCAAACAGAAGAGAUUUAUGUUCAUGUAAGGCAGAAAGUUCACUAAUAGAAGGGUCUGAAAGAACAGUAACUGAGAACCGUAGUCAUACUGUUAACUUGCCAAGAAUUGCAGAGAUAGACUCUUGGGGAACAGAUCCAGGUCAAAUCUGGCAGCCAAGCUUGGAUUCAGCAAUGAAUAAUUUGGAUAUAACAGGAUUCUCUGGUAUACCAGAUGGCCAAGCAAGUGGAUUUGCCAGUUGUCUGGAUUCUAUUAACCACUGGCCUAUCAGAGAUACAGAAGGCUUAGAUAAUAGCUGGACACAUUCAGAUGUAGUUGAGCACAAGGAAGAACUGAAGGUGGACUUACUAGCAGGUGAUUGUAGGGAACAAGCCAUUGCUAGCUGCUGGGAACAAAGCCAGGAGAUAGCAAGACCAUUGAUUUUGGGGACCUCCUGGAAUGCUAGCACUGAGAGUUCUGCUAGUUCCCGAGACCAGGACAUCAACAACUCAGAUUUAUCUGAAGAUGAAAUUGCUAACCAGAGAUAUGGAUUGUUGUACCAAGAAAUAGAGGCUGACAAAGACGAGGCUUCUGGUGGUUCAUUUAAUGGAUUCACACAGCCCCAGGAUACUUCAUUAUUCACAAUGCAGACAGACCAGAGUAUGAUCUGCAACUUGGCUGAAUCUGAACAGGCUCCACCCACAGAGCCAAAAGCAGAGGAGCCUCUGGCUGCUGUCACACCUGCCGUUGGUCUGGACCUUGGAAUGGACACUCGGGCUGAGGAGCCAGUGGAGGAGGCAGUGAUCAUACCUGGAGCUGAUGCUGAUGCAGCUGUUGGAACCUUGGUGUCAGCAGCUGAGGGGGCCCCAGGAGAGGAAGCAGAGGCGGAGAAGGCCACUGUCCCUGCCGGGGAAGGAGUAAGUUUAGAGGAGGCCAAAAUUGGAACUGAAACCACUGAGGGUGCAGAGAGUGCCCAACCUGAAGCAGAGGAGCUCGAAGCAACAGUGCCUCAGGAGAAGGUCAUUCCUUCGGUGGUCAUAGAGCCUGCCUCCAACCAUGAAGAGGAAGGAGAAAACGAAAUAACUAUAGGUGCAGAGCCCAAGGAGACCACCGAGGACGCGGCUCCUCCGGGCCCCACCAGCGAGACACCGGAGCUGGCUACGGAGCAGAAGCCUAUCCAGGACCCUCAGCCCACGCCUUCUGCACCAGCCAUGGGGGCUGCUGACCAGCUAGCAUCUGCAAGGGAGGCCUCUCAGGAAUUGCCUCCUGGCUUUCUCUACAAGGUGGAAACACUGCAUGAUUUUGAGGCAGCAAAUUCUGAUGAACUUACCUUACAAAGGGGUGAUGUGGUGCUGGUGGUCCCCUCAGAUUCAGAAGCUGAUCAGGAUGCAGGCUGGCUGGUGGGAGUGAAGGAAUCAGACUGGCUUCAGUACAGAGACCUUGCCACCUACAAAGGCCUCUUUCCAGAGAACUUCACCCGACGCUUAGAUUAGGGCAACAAGUACUGCAAGAAGGAGCUCAGUUACGGGGUUUUUAAACCUUCAUGAAAACCUGAAGAGUUCACUUUUGUUAUUAUGCUCUUAAUGAUUUACAGACUGAUGCCAGACAAACCUUGGGAAGAUGUAUCAAUGGAGCAUGUGUGCAAAAAAAUGUAAGAGGAAAAAAAGUAAAUUAAGGAAAAAAUCCUCACUCAUUCCCAUGUUGUCAAUAACAGGUUUGUUUGUGCUUUGUCCAAGCUGUGGAGACUCUUGUACUUGAUCCCCUCCCACCAAUUCUAAAGUAGCUUUCUCCAGAUCAGACUUUAAUUUCUCUGCAUCAGGUGUAUCGUAUUGAGUGGCUGCCCUGCAGAAGAUGUGAUGAAUUAUCCUGUAGUACAAGAUUAUCUUAUUCCCCUGCCCAGGUGUGAGCACGUGCUCUCGCUCCCUUUCAGGUUUACUAUGUUUAAAACUAAACUGCUGCAAAAGUUCUCAAUGUUCUUUUCCAACACAUCUAUAUAUAUAUGGACACACAGUCACGCAAGCUAGUUCCCAUGACUCCUGGAUCUAUGUGUAUGCAGAAGGCUACAUAUACAUAGUUGCUUCUUUCCUUUCCAUUGUAGCUCUUUGCCUCUCAAUUGUCAUUGAUACAUGCAUUGCUCUUAUUCUGUCUGGCAUUACAAUUGCAGUUUUGCCUAAUGGCAAAACCAGCCAUCCCAUUGGCAAAAGAGUCAACAGUAUCUGUGUUUGUACUGUGCAGUUUUCAGGAUGAGAUGACAGAUAGCACGACUACACUGAGGCACCCUCAGAGAAGGCAGGGCCUGAUUUAUCUAGCUGUCCAGCCGCUGUGGCUGGAGGUAGGCUAGUUGGGAUGGGCAGCUAAGCAGUCUUCUCUUCUGCCUUUAUGAGAUUGGGUAGAAAGAUGGGGCAUAUUCAUCUACCCCCAAAAGAACACUAUAAAAACAGCUCCUCUAUAUUUCCACCUCUUUCUAUUUAUGCAACUCAUCUUCACAGAUUGUUCUAAAGUAAAAUAGAUGGUGUAUGCUGUAUCCACAAAUCAUCUGUAACAAUUAUGUUUUCAGUGCUGUGUCAUUCCAAAUAAACCUUUGGUAAUCUUCAACGAUUACCCUAA
Molecule: messenger RNA, 4940 nt
Organism: Homo sapiens (human)
Lineage: Eukaryota; Metazoa; Chordata; Mammalia; Primates; Hominidae
Gene: AMPH
Product: amphiphysin
Exons: 21
Coding region: 23-3826 (1267 amino acids)
Cellular component (GO): synaptic vesicle membrane; cytoplasm; cytoskeleton
Source: RefSeq, a predicted model, not a curated record